AUGUCUUUUUUUAUGUCAGACCGCUUGGCCUGGGCUGUCAAGAACGAAAUGGAGCUGCAAAGGAGGGUUUGUGCAGAGCGGCCCUUCUCCGCGGAGAAGUUGAACACACAGCACUUCGAGGCGCGAUUUGCAGACCAGGCCAAAGAGGAAGCGAAGAAAGCCGAGGCCGAUGCGCAGAGGCAUCUCGAGGAGUGCCAGGCACGAGCUAAGGCCGGAGAGGAAGCUUUGAGCAGGGCCGAGGCAUCUGGGAAGAGAGUGGAGCAGCUUCUCCAGGAGAGCCAGGCCGAGGUCACACGCAUGCACAAGGAUCACGAGGAGUGCCAAGCAAGAGCUCAGGCGGCGGAGGAAGCUUUAAGGCCCGAUGCAUCUGCGAAAAAAACAGAGCAGCUUUUCGUGGAGACGCAGGCAAAAGUGAAGAAGGCCGAGGCCAAAGAGACAGAAGCGUCCCUGCACAGCGAGACUGCAACUUGGGGAUCGUGGCGAUACUUCGUGGCUGUCCCGUUUUUGCUGCUCUGCUUCUGGGAGUUCGCCCCGCGCUGCUUCGGAAGGUCGUUGGCGAGCUUCUUGUGCCCUGCAAGAAACUACGCCUUCGGUACGGAGGCCAGCUUAAAGCGGCGAAUGGACGCACAGGACAAGGCUGUAAAGCAACUGAAGGAAGACGUGGAUGCCAUCAAGGAUCAACUGUGCCGAAGCAAGCAGCAAAUACCGAUUUCGGGUAUGAGGCAGCAGUUGAUGGCUGCAGUUGAUAGUGAUCAGGGUGUACGACAAUCGAGCGAGCCGAUCGCGAUGCAGCAGUCUGAAACUUGCAGCGAAGUCUGGAGCCACACAUCUUGGCUGGAAAUAAGCGAACGCGAAGAGUUCGAGACCAACUCCUUGUCCAAGAUCUCGGCAGGCGGCACUGAUAGCCCUGAACCGUGCUGUUAUCUCCAAGAGUCCCUAUUCCUGGCAGAGGACAAGGGCAAGUACAUCCCCGGCUUUGCCCUCUAUGAGGGAUGCAAGAUCUCGGCGGCCGAUGGCACCGUGAUCCGUGUUCCAGAACUCCACCGCGCGGAGAAGACGUUGAUUUUGCGUGCUGGCAGCGCCGUCCUGCAGGUAACCCCGGAUCAUCGCAUUCCAUUGCCUACGGGUGAUACGGUGCCAGCUGACAUGCUUCGCAUCGGUCAGGAAGUGAUGGUGCAAAACACUCCAACCCAACUGACCAGCGUGGAGCUCAGUUCCGUGCCGGUCAACGUCUUGAAGCUGGCCUUCGAUCCGGACCUGCCUGUGGAGGUCUUGGUGCCCCUGCCCGCCAUCCAGUCAAAAGUCAAAAGGGCUUGCGAAGAAGGCGCUCCGGCGCAGCUUGGGGCGCCGUUCCCAGGAGGAUUCCAGCAUCCCCGACAUGGAGACGGCCUACCAGGACUGAGUCUGACCCGCUAA
Messenger RNA from Symbiodinium sp. CCMP2456, 1416 nucleotides. NCBI's taxonomy places the organism in Eukaryota, Dinophyceae, Suessiales, Symbiodiniaceae. The record is from the annotation of a GenBank genome assembly.